Molecule: messenger RNA, 2734 nt
Organism: Hemibagrus wyckioides
Lineage: Eukaryota; Metazoa; Chordata; Actinopteri; Siluriformes; Bagridae
Gene: zranb2
Product: zinc finger, RAN-binding domain containing 2
Exons: 9
Coding region: 218-1300 (360 amino acids)
Biological process (GO): RNA processing
Molecular function (GO): lipopolysaccharide binding; RNA binding
Source: RefSeq, a predicted model, not a curated record
AACAUGGCUAUAAAACCGUCAGGUUGAACUCACACAAAUCUAAAACCUAUUCACGAAGGUUGAUAUACACCUACAUGUAUUUGCAGCGCUGGAUUUUUUUUUAAUAGCGUAUAAGAGACGAUCAAUGAAUAAGAAAAUACAUUAGAGGGGAUAUUAACAUUCAGGCGCCGUUCUCUUUCCUUUGAGAUCCCGCGAGUGGCCACUUUGGAGACACAAAAUGUCUGGAAAGAGUUUUCGAGUCAGCGACGGGGACUGGAUUUGUCCAGAUAAAAAAUGUGGAAAUGUGAACUUUGCCAGAAGAACAAGCUGUAACCGAUGUGGAAGGGAGAAAACGACAGAUGCAAAGCUGAUGAAGGCGGGAGGAACGGAGAUUGGGAAAACCCUGGCCGAGAAGAGCAGGGGACUCUUCAGUGCCAAUGACUGGCAGUGCAAAACAUGUGGAAACGUUAACUGGGCCAGAAGAUCAGAGUGUAACAUGUGCAACACUCCCAAAUACGCCAAACUCGAGGAACGAACAGGAUAUGGUGGAGGUUUCAACGAGAGAGAGAAUUUGGUUUACAACGAGAGAGAAGAAUCAGACGGAGAAUACGAUGAGUUUGGUCGCAUAAAAAAGAAGUUUCGAGGGAAGAACAAGAAGGACGGCGUAAAAAAAGGAGAACCUGAAAAGAAAGACAACGAGGAGGUGGAGGACGACGAGGAGGAGGAGGAAGAUGAGGAUGAAGAUGGCGAUCUUUCAAAAUACAAACUUGAUGAUGACGAUGACGAGGAUGACGACGAAGCCGAUUUGUCCAAGUACGAUCUGGACACGAGUGACGAGUUGAAGGCGCCGGAGAAGAAAGGCAGCGGCUCGGGUUCUUCUCGCUCGUCCUCGCGCUCCUCCAGCUCCAGCUCCCGCUCUCGGUCCAGGUCCAGAUCCCGGUCCAGGAGCUCGUCCAGUUCCAGAUCGCGCUCUCGCUCGAGGUCUCGCUCAAGAUCCAGCUCCCGCUCCGGGAAAGGCUCCGCCUCCUCGAGAAAGAGGUCUCGCUCGUCCUCGCCGUCUCCUGAGAGAGGACAGAAGAGAAGCCGCUCCAGAUCCUCCUCUGGUGGACGCAAAAAAAGACGCUCUCGCUCCCAGUCGUCCGAAAGGUUUGGGUUUAUGUGGUGUAACAAAUGGCCCAUUGCCUUCUUUUUACAUUUUAUGACACUGUUGAUGAAUUAUAGUGAUUUAUUUUCCUCUUUUUUUUCCUGUGGACACUUUGCAGACCUGCCAACCUUCAGAGUUAACUUAAAAAAAAAAAAAAAAAAAAAAAAAUUAAAUUGAGACUAACUGCUGGUCUUGGAAGCCCCGCCCCUUCGCUCCCUCCUCCCCUCACAUUAACAGCAUCAGUUCAUCUACAUACGAACAAAUAAAAUAAUAAGCUGCAUUCUUCUGACUUUGUUACGAUGGUGAACGUCAGUUAGUUAACAUUGCAUUAACUAACCUAAAAAAAUUUAUUUUAUUGUAAAUCGAUAGCUCCGCCCCCUUCCCCUACCUCAGAUUAUUGACUCGGUGGACGAUCGAUUAUCUGGCUUGAAAGACGUGCUUAUCAUAUCGGCGUACUCCAGAUUUAGCUCAUGAAUUAUUAACUAAUGUUUAUUUACUAAUAUUAACAAUCAUGAGGAAGAGAUUGGUUUCCGGUUUGAGUGAUUAGGGCGGAUCAAUGGUGAGAAAACCUCGCCCAGGUUCCACAUUAGAUGAGCGAUCGAUUCAUUUACUUGAUCAAUAACCAGACAAUCAAUUCAUUUACUACAUUUGAACAAAUUUCCUUACGUUACUCUUCCCCUCGGUCAGCAGGUCUGCUCCAAAUAUAUAUAUAUAUUUUCAGGUUAUAUUUAUUAAUUCUGAAAUGACCUGACACUAAGUUAUUUGUGCUCUCCCCCCCCUUCCCUCUUUAUCUUUCUCUCUCUUUUCCUGUGUCUCUCUCUCUCUCGCUCUCUUAUCUCUCUCUUCCUCUGUUGCUCUCUCUCUACCUCUAGGGGGCGUGGCUCAUCCGGAUCUUCUCGUUCCGGCUCACAAAAGAAAUGAUAAACAAAAGUCUUAAACACACAAAAAAAAAUCUGGGGAAGAGGAAAUCUUUCUUAUAACUGCAUGUUGUCUUUUGGGGAGAAAAAGAACUAAAACCUGUGGCGUUUCGAGUGAGAGUGAUGGAGUACUCUAAUGUUCAGUCUGUUUUCGUUGUGUUUUAUUUUUAUUUUUUUGUGGUAACCAAAAUCUGCCUUUCUGACCAUGUGAACUAUCCGGACCCUCUGGUAAUGACCGCUCAGUGACGCAGGUCGCUUUACAGAAAAGUAUUAAUAGCUUCACGUAGAAUUUUUUUUUUCAUGAAUUAUUAGCUGAUGCUGGUUUUCCAAAUUCAGAUUUGUAGGCAAUGAAUUUAAAAUUCCGGUUUCAUCCGUGGUUAAUUGUCGUCUAGUUGUGUAAGGUGAAGGUAAGUAUGGUCUUCUUUUUGUUUUUUGGGGUCAGGGGGUCGUAGCCGAAUCGAUUCAUUUAAAGGAGCUAAUUUUUGAACGCUUUAUUUUUUUUUUUUCUUUUUUUGUUUUAAAGUCCUUAUCGGCCUCCGCUAGCAAAACACCUUUCCCGAUUUGUUUAGGAACCAGCUCUACAAAGCCAGAACAUUAACCACGUUUGUCCGCAUCUCAUCAAGGGGAAGUAGUUUCCGAUUCGUUAGAACUACAUGGCAAUGUGAUCAGCGUGAAUAAAACCCUGUUAAACUGA